Messenger RNA from Aedes albopictus (Asian tiger mosquito), 1419 nucleotides. RefSeq names its product histidine-rich glycoprotein-like. Bases 182 to 1282 code for a protein of 366 amino acids. The transcript has 5 exons. NCBI's taxonomy places the organism in Eukaryota, Metazoa, Arthropoda, Insecta, Diptera, Culicidae. The record is from RefSeq and is a predicted model, not a curated record.
CGAGACGGUUUGAGGCAUGGAGAAAAGCUCUUGGUUUUGGAGAAAACUUUGUACCAUCAAAUAAGCGCAUAUGCGAACUGCAUUUCGUUUCUGGUGAUGAUCAAUCAAACUAUUAAUUCUAAACAUUAAUUACAAUAAACACUGUUUUUAGGUAAACCUGCUAAAUUAAUCGAUAUACAUAAUGAAGACUGGAUACCGACGCUUAAUCUGCAUAAUCAAAAUGCUUAUGAAUCAAAUCCUCAAGGAACAUGUAACGGCAGCGCAUCAACAUCAAAGGUCGAUCAAGCUGGAAUCGUGCAUGGCCAAAAUGGAUCUCAACGUAAACGUAGUACAUCACCCUCAUCAUGCUUCCCAUCACGGUCCACGUCAGGAUCUUCGCCAACCGCGUCCCGCUGCUCACCAAGCUCUACGUCACCCUCAUCACGUUGUUCGCCACGGUCCUCAUCAUCAUCCUCGCCAUCAUCUCAACGUUGCUCCUCAAGCUCCCCGUCACGAUCCCCAUCACGGUCCACGUCAGGAUCCUCGCCAAUCGCAUCCCGCUGCUCACCAAGAUCUACGUCACCCUCAUCACGUUGCUCGUCACGGUCCUCAUCACCAUCCUCGCCACCAUCACCACGUUGCCCCUCACGCUCCCCAUCACGAUCCACGUCAGGAUCCUCGCCAAUCGCAUCCCGCUGCUCACCAAGCUCUACGUCACUCUCAUCACGUUGCUCGUCACGGUCCUCAUCACCAUCCUCGCCAACAUCACCACGUUGCCCGUCACGAUCCCCAUCACGAUCCCCAUCACGGUCCACGUCAGGAUCCUCGCCAAUCGCAUCCCGCUGCUCAUCAAGCUCUACGUCACCCUCAUCACGUUGCUCGUCACGGUCCUCAUCACCAUCCUCGCCACCAUCACCACGUUGCCCCUCACGCUCCCCAUCACGAUCCACGUCAGGAUCCUCGCCAAUCGCAUCCCGCUGCUCAUCAAGCUCUACGUCACCCUCAUCACGUUGCUCGUCACGGUCCUCAUCACCAUCCUCGCCACCAUCACCACGUUGACCCUCACGCUCCCCAUCACGGUCCUUGCCCCGAUCCCCGUCACAAUUCUCAUCUCCCUCGUUACGCUCCCCUUCACGAUCCUCGUCACCAUCGUCGCUAUCAUCAAAUCGCUACAUUUUUUCCAGUGAAGAAAGACCCUCAAAAUGUAAUACUACUCAAUCCCGGAGCAGAUCAUUGGUCUCAUCAUCAUCAACGGUUCGUUGUAGCCAAAAACCGAUUCGGCGGUCCAUUAGCCGAUCUGUAGCACCAACAACAAAAUCAGACCACAGCAAGAAGCGGUAUUCAGAUUCAAGUAUCAUACGAAAACGAAAACAAUCCUCUGAAUCCAGUACCUCCACAUUCGAAACAAACAAAUCGUUAAAAUCGUCUCAAUUACAGAAU